AUGAGUAGUUACAUGUACCAAAGUUCUGAGGUCGGUCCUGCUCAAGACACCGCACCUACUACAACAAGCUAUCCUGACGUACGGCUCAAGGGAGAAACUCAAACGGGUCUACUAUCAUUCCUAUCUCUGGGGAUUGUCUAUUCUACCGAUGCCACCAAUGGCACUAGUUGUGGAACGAUGGAAAUUCUGUGGGAUGCAGUGGCCAAGCAUCGAGCCAACAGGCCAACUUCAUCAACCGCCAUUCUCAAAAUUGUUCUACGAGACGAAACCUUUGUCAAGUUUGUACUGCCAAAUCAAGCAGUGCUGCAGCAAGUGAGAAGAGAUUUGACGGAUCGUCUGAUUCAUUGGCACAGUCAGAAACAUCCGUCACAGCCAUUUUUGGAUGCCACACAACCGCAAAUACCUGCUUAUACUGGUGCUGGGCAGUGGGGGCUUUGGGGAGAUGAUGGCUCGGAAUGGGGAAGCGGCAGUACAAUCUCCAGUGCUCGUGGUGACGCAUGUCUACUGGCGACAUCUCCACAAUCCUCUGUUCAGCCCGUGCCACUGGCAGUGAACCAAGGAGUGGACAACAGAUUUCAAGACAACAGAAAUCCGCAGUAUUUGUACCCUUUAGGGACUCUUGCGAGACAGGAACCAGAGUCACUCAUGGACCCGUUGCAGGAGAAAUACCAAGGACCAGCUCAGCCAGUAUCAAACCAAUUCAACGGAAUCAAAGCCCACGGGAACGAUGGCUUGGCGUAUCCACCACCAGGAGAUCCAAACAUUUUGUACGACUCUCACAAUGAUUUACAACAAAUCCAACAAAAACAAAAACAACCACUACACCCCAACAACAAGAAAAUCGACAGGACGACUCGAAAAGGCAAACUUUCAUGGCGCAACCGUCGGUUGGUUCUCACGGCGGCAGUCAUCGCUACACUCGUGUUUCUUUUUGUAUUGAUACCAGUGUUGGCGACUCGAAAAGCAAGACAGUCUCCCAACACUCCUUCCUCAUCCAACCCAGCCAAUAGUACCGGUACCACUCCGGGGCCCACUUUGGCACCAACCACAAUCAGCAGGUUCCCUCCAUCCAUGGCUCCAUCCACCAACACGCCAACAACUAGAGCACCAACUAAUUUUGUUGGUCCGGAUCAAGCAUUCCCUACGACAGCCAUGCCCGUCACGGACGACAAAUCCAUGCAGCCCUCGUCAACCGUUGCCAUGACAGAGGAACCUCUGUCUUUGUCCCCAACAACAACCUUGUCAACCGCUGGGACCCUCCGACCGACUAUUCUACGAACUACAAAGCUUACGUUUCUUCCGGCGAUACAAACACCCGAGCCAACUUUGGUGGCUUUGCCAACGUCGCUGCCAUCAUCAUUCUUGACCCUGGCUCCAUCAAGUUAUCCCAGCUUUGUUUUGCAAACAACAUCGCCACCAACCAUCAUGCCCACAACAAUGUCUCCCAUGACUGCUUCACCAACUACAGUCAUCCCGACCACAGUUGAUCCCACAACAGCCACGCCCAGCGGAUUUCCGACACCCUCACCCACAAGAUUCCCCACAAUCGCACCACUGAUGAUGAUUGGCACGGAAGUGAUUGCGAAUCCGACACUACCACUCGACAACCUCUUUCCUCCAACGGGCACACCACAACCAACCACUGCAAACCCCACAGGGGUCCCAACAACAAUCCAACCCACACCAUUUCCAACUCCUGGGCCUUCUCCUCCAGCGAAUACACAAGCUUGGUUCUUGACAACCCUGCCUCCGACUCCGUGGCCCACGUAUCCUCUGACAGAUCCUCCCACUGCAAUCCCAACAGCGCAACCAACUGGGGCGCCAUCUACCGAGGGUCCCACUAACCCACCAACACCCAAUCCUACGCCAAAUCCCACGCCUUGGCCCACAAGGCAACCAACCGGAAGCCCAACAGAGCCUCCAACAAACCUCCCAACAAGACACCCAACAAACCCUCCAACAAACCUACCAACAGGCAUGCCAACUAGCCCUCCAUCGCUGCCUCCCACAGAUAUGCCAACACCAGCACCAACUGAAGACACCAGAGCAUUAACAUUGCCUCCAAUUGGAGGCGGAGCUCCAGCGCCUACAACACCCCCAACAGACCCCCCAACUGAGCUACCUACAUGGAUCCCAACAGCGCAUCCUACCACUCCCCCAAGCAAUCCUCCUACCAACCUUCCAACUCGAUCACCAACUAAUCGGCCCACAUUGCCCCCCACCGAGGUUCCGACUGAUCCACCUACAGGAAGUCCUAACGGCAGCCCAAGCUCCAGCCCAAGCUCCAGCCCAAGCAAAUCGCCUACUGAACCACCAACGAAUCCUCCUACAGAAACUCCCACUAAUCCCCCUACAGCCCCUCCGACAGAAAAACCAACCUCUUGGCCGACUAUUCCUCCGACACGAAAACCAACUCCUUGGCCCACAGUUAUGCCCGCGACUGUGCCUCCGACAGCAUCACCAACUGCCCAAACUCCUUCCCGCCCACCGAGAGUACCAAAGAAAAAAGUCAUCACUAAUGGAAUUGUCUCGAAUGAAGCUUACGUUCCAUUUUGUCGAGGCGAUGCCAGUACGAACUCAUUCACCUUGGACGGAACGAUCAGUUUCACCUUUGAGCCGGCGUACGACUCUGCCAUGCCGUCGGAAGCCAUGGAUCUGCAUGAAGCCAAUAUUGCCUUGGAAUCCUUUCGCUUUUUGGAACGAGAGCUGGGUCGAAUCUACGAUUUUCAGACAUUGACCGGUGAGGCUGUUUCCAGCCAAACCGUCCAUUCACUGUGCCCAGCCUGCAACCUGUACGAGAAUACAUUUGAACUCGACUUCCGGGCCGUCCUCACCUUUAAUGAUUGCGUUGAGCCCUCUCAGGUUCUCCAUACGUUGACGUCUCCAGGGCUCAAGUUCAAGAGCCUUCUAUAUCCGGUGAACCAAUGGGUCAGUCCGCAAGGGGGGCAUCAUUGGACUCAUUCCCCGUUCGCAGAAGUGCAAGUCUUGCAUGAUGGGCAGGUCUGUUCUGUCCAGUGCAACCAGGGGAAAAGGAAGAGGAGGAAAAAAAAACAUUGA
Messenger RNA from Seminavis robusta, 3057 nucleotides. The record is from the annotation of a GenBank genome assembly. NCBI's taxonomy places the organism in Eukaryota, Bacillariophyta, Bacillariophyceae, Naviculales, Naviculaceae.